GCAUGCGCACUCACCCUCGCCAGAGACGUCCACAUCCCCCGCCUGAGCCCCAAAGCAGAACCUAACGCGUUAGCCAGUUAGCCGUGCAUUUAUGUGUUCUUUACUACAUCGUGAGCAAAAAACACAGUAAUAUAUAUAUCUGUCAAGUUUUAGAUCGGUUGAUUCGAUCAGAGCACUGCGUGAAACACUCCGAUUGCAGGUCGACUAACGUCGGGCUCUACCACGCCUGCCAAUGCAUGAACGGGCUACCCAGCUAGCUUGCUAGCUAGCUUAAGUUCCAUGCAGUUCCUCGUAACACGAGCACACCUUGCCGUUCAGAGUGCUUGUCACUCACCGCUUCCUGAGACCAACCCGCUCGCCCCCCUGCAGCAGCGCCAUGGCAACGGAGGAGAAGAAACCAGACACGGAAUCCACAAAAUCUCAGAAUGCAUCUUCAGCUAGCCAGAGCAAGUCUGCACCUGCCAAACCGAACUACACCCUCAAAUUCACACUAGCUGGACACACAAAAGCUGUGUCCUCGGUCAAGUUCAGCCCCAGUGGAGAGUGGCUUGCCAGCUCAUCUGCAGAUAAACUGAUCAAGAUUUGGGGAGCAUAUGAUGGAAAGUUUGAGAAAACUAUAUCUGGACACAAACUUGGCAUUUCUGACGUGGCUUGGUCCUCAGACUCCAACCUGCUGGUGUCCGCGUCCGAUGACAAGACCCUGAAGAUCUGGGACGUGAGCUCUGGGAAGUGUUUGAAGACUCUGAAAGGCCACAGCAACUACGUGUUCUGCUGUAACUUCAACCCCCAGUCCAACCUCAUCGUGUCUGGAUCGUUCGACGAGAGUGUACGGAUAUGGGACGUGAAGACGGGCAAGUGUCUGAAGACCCUGCCAGCCCACUCUGACCCAGUCUCUGCUGUUCAUUUCAACAGAGACGGCUCUCUCAUCGUUUCCAGCAGUUACGAUGGCCUUUGUCGCAUCUGGGAUACAGCAUCAGGACAGUGUUUGAAAACCCUCAUCGACGAUGACAACCCCCCGGUGUCGUUUGUGAAGUUUUCACCCAACGGCAAAUACAUCCUGGCUGCCACGUUGGACAACACCUUGAAGCUAUGGGAUUACAGCAAAGGAAAGUGUUUAAAAACGUACACCUGCCACAAAAACGAGAAGUACUGCAUUUUUGCUAAUUUCUCAGUCACAGGAGGAAAGUGGAUUGUGUCUGGCUCAGAGGACAACAUGGUGUACAUCUGGAACCUGCAGACCAAGGAGAUCGUCCAGAAACUCCAAGGCCACACAGAUGUGGUCAUCUCUACAGCCUGUCACCCCACAGAGAACAUCAUCGCCUCGGCGGCGUUGGAAAACGACAAAACCAUCAAACUGUGGAAGAGUGAUUGCUAAGCCCCGCCUCCACACAGCCACCAUUUCUUUUAUAUGUAUGUGUUAUAUUCCCCCCCCCCCAUUUUUUUUUUUAAUAUUAAAACAAAAACAAAAAAUGAAAGGAGAAAACAGGACUUAUGUUUUUUUGAGGAGCUUUGUGUUGGUCGGAGUCUCUCGCCUUGAAGAACAAAACACAUCUCGGUGUUCAGCCCUUCUCCUGGACGACGACCUGUCGACAACCUGUGGAACCAACACACACAAACACUUAUGUCUCUGUCUCUCGCUCUAACACGCUAAAAGUAUUCUAUCUCUGGCUUGUUUUGACAGUCUGUGUGUCUGUGUUUCUGUCAAGUUUCUAUCUGGCAAACUAUCACAUGCAAACACAGGUCUGAAUUUUGCCUCCCUGUCUUAAUGUUGCGUCACAGACAGACUUGAGAGACUCUGGGCUGAAGUCUGUGAGGCAGUACAGUCUUUCUCUCUCAUCUCCCAUUUGUCUCCCUCUCUUUCUCCUCUCUCUGUCCCCCCCCCCCUCCCUCCUCUCCCCGCACCAAGAAGAAACUACCUACACUGCAGUGACAUUCAUUUCAGAUCCCUCACCUAUCUCACGUCCUCUGUUGGAAACAGACACCCACAUCAGUGCUGUUACUGGUCGACCGAGGUGUCUCGACGCUGCCGACGGCACUCUCUGUCUUUAUCGUGGAGCCCGUCGCAGCGUGGUGGAGAUGGAGCCGUCUCUCCUCGUCUGCAGACGGGAUGCAGUUCCACGGUGUUUACGCCGGUUCCAUGGUGUUAACGGCCCUCAGUAGUUUAUCUCAACAGAGGGGGUCUCACUGGUGAAGGGAUUGUUUUGUAUUCGCCUUUUUUUAUAAGAUGUAGUCAGACUUCAUACGGAACGGCAUGUGGUGCUUUACAUUGAAAACAUUUGAAUGCUAUGGCUCCUGGGUAAAAGGAGAUUCAUUGGAAGUUAUGGUAAUCAAGCGAAGUUCAGUGGUGGAUUUGGAACUGUGUGUCGUCGAAGCCCACCGGUCUGCAUUUAUCUUUUUCUUCUCGGUUGUUUGGAGCUUAAGUAACUUGACUUGUGUCAGUUUGAUAGCUGAAUAAAAGAAGACGGCUGUAUUUUGUUGUAAAAAAAAAAAGUCACUGACACUUUUCUUCCUGUGUGUGGAAAUUUUGAUAUUUUAUUUUAUAAUCCCCCCCCCCAGUUUAGGACUGUCAGAACUAAACUUGAAACGACCUGGUUUAGAUUUUCCAGCCUAGUGACCAAAUCCAAGUAUUUCUCUGUACUUUUCAUUCUGUAAAUAUGAUAACAUUCGACAUAUGUAUUAGUAUUCGUUAGAUGAGCAACGUUUGUGCUCUCUGUACUGUUGUCUGGAACUGUCUUAAUAGCUAGUACUUCCACACAGACUCGAUUUCUCUCUGCUUUUACGUUCUGGACUUUAAUUUCUGCAGUCGAGUGAAGGACUGGACAGAAUCCUGUAUCUGCAUUUAGUCGACAUGGAUUUUGUGAAAUGACAUUUGCAUCUGACAGCUAUAACCUGUGUGACUUAAUAAAUAACGUUUUUUUAAGAUGUA
Osmerus eperlanus (European smelt) is the source of this 2926-nucleotide messenger RNA. It is a transcript of the gene wdr5, whose product is annotated as WD repeat domain 5. Bases 377 to 1375 code for a protein of 332 amino acids. Lineage: Eukaryota; Metazoa; Chordata; Actinopteri; Osmeriformes; Osmeridae. Gene Ontology annotation, cellular component: transcription factor TFIID complex. The transcript has 15 exons. Gene Ontology annotation, biological process: transcription initiation at RNA polymerase II promoter. The record is from RefSeq and is a predicted model, not a curated record. Gene Ontology annotation, molecular function: RNA polymerase II general transcription initiation factor activity; protein binding.